This is a messenger RNA of Bursaphelenchus okinawaensis, 2957 nucleotides long. The record is from the annotation of a GenBank genome assembly. NCBI's taxonomy places the organism in Eukaryota, Metazoa, Nematoda, Chromadorea, Rhabditida, Aphelenchoididae.
AUGUCAGCUGAAACAAGCCGUGUCAUAGUUGCAACAUUACUUUUUGAUCUUUUUAUUGUAAAUGGUAAGUUAUGAGAUAACAUUUAUUUUGAUUUUUUUAGGUUGUUCAUAUAAUUUUGUGCUCCUUAAUUUUAAAAAUUAGGUUUGUGAGAAAGCACAGGAUUAUUUGAACAACCUAAUAUUAUUUUUUUAAAAUUUAAGUUGCUUUUUUUUAGUCUGUUUAAAUAAUUCUAGGCUUUUUUCAAUGCAAAUGUUUGGAGUUAGGAGCACAGAAUUAUUUGAACAACUUAAUAUGAGCUUUUUAAUGUUUAGGCUGACAAUAUAUAAUAGUAAAAACUUCAAGAGAGUCAUUUUCAGUUCAUUGCCAAAUAAAUGGAGUGUCGAGUUGUGUGGAUUCUGAUGCCAAGUGUCCGUUAUGGGCUUCACAAGGUGAAUGUCAGACUAAUGCUGUGUGGUAGGCAUUUCUUAUUUCUUUUAUUGUAUAGGGUGGGUAGUAUGAAACCACAGUUUUUAAGUUUUUAAAAAAGAUCUGGAGGCGAGAGAAUGGGGAGUACUGACUAAUCUGGGUGUAGUGGACUAGCUUUUUCAAACUACUUUAUAUUUUUCAAAAAUUUUAUUUACAAGGAAAGUGCCCGACCUGCCCCGCUCUAAUUGACUUUAAAAUUUUUAUAUAGAAAGAUCAUAUAAAUAUAAGAUGUUCAGCAAAGUACUAAAUCGCGUUUUCAAGGAAAUCUCGAGAAAAUCAAGAUUAAAAAAUGACAUUUUGAAUUUCCCGCCAAGUUGGCAUUGUGUUUCAAGCUUGUAACUUUGUCAUUUUUUGACUUUUAAUAGUUUUUCUUCGAUAUACUGGUAGAUAACCUUUAUAUGAACCAACAUUUUUAAAUUUGUAAGCGUAUCUUAUCUGGAAAGCCAAAAAAGUGCUUGAAACACAAUGCCAAAUUUGCUAAAUUGGCGGGAAACCCAAAUAAUUUAAAUUUAAAACUCAAAAGCGCGAGCUAAAAUUUUUUAUGGGUACUAUUGGUGGUACGAAGAAUUCGUAUAAAAAUUUUGAGCUGAUUCUGAGCGGGGCAGGUAGGGUACUUUCCUUGUUAAUUUAGAUAUCAAUGGUUGUGUGGUUUUGUAAAAGAAAUUAAAGUUAGAUUAGUUUACGACUUUCAGGAUGAUGUCAAACUGUCGUCGAUCGUGUCAAAGCUGUCAAGGUGGUGAUCAAGCAUGGAAGUUGAGAUCUCAAUUAACACAAAAUUAUGACAAUUCUACUACGAAUGCGACUCGUCUUGUCACGGUGGAAAGUGUCCGGCUAAAUCAUGUUGAAAUUGUAAGUUACUUAUAUAAUAAUGUUUUUAUCAAUUGAUUGUCUAUUUAGGUCAUUUGUAAUACUGGUUCACAUAAAACAAAGAGGUUAUGAAUAGUUUAUAUUCUAUAUUUGUAGGACGAAGCACGUCAAUUAGUACGAGUGUUUGGCCGAAUGGUAAUGUCCUGGAAUGAUACGAAGAUAACUUGGGACAAAGACCAGUGGGGCAUCUCUUGGCUCAACUUCUACUGGAUUCAGAUCUGGACCCCUCAAAUUGUUCAGAUCAAUGCGUAGGUGACUUAUUAUUACUAUUUUAUGUUUAUGUUUAUAUAUUGUUAUCAUUUAAAGGUAAUCACAAACACUUAAUUCUACUACCUUCACAUAUUGAAACUAUAAUUUUAAUCAUACUUUAUAGUGUAAUAUUCAUUCCAGUCCCUCCACCACUCCCGGCACAGUCCAAGGCAAGGUUUUAGCGGCCAAUUACACAGGCCAAGUCUAUAUGUGGUCUGACUUCAGCUUCACAGCACCUUAUCAUUUCGAGUACAACGACUUCCCCAACGAUUAUCAGAAGAUUUGCUACAAGUUUGAUGAUAAGAGAUACUUUACAGUAAGAUUCAAGGUAUCGUCCCAAGUUCAGGACAGAAGUCGUGAAGCCAUCACGGAGACUCACGUUACUGGGUGGAACGUUGUCGACAUGACUCUUACUGUAAGUGUUUUUUUAUUGGCAUAGUUGAUGUUUAGCUAUUGUAAUGCCAUCUUAAAUCUAAUUUUUAAAAAAGUUUUGGUGGAACUUUGAGUACAGUAUUCCUACCGUAAUCUCAAAUUUAAAAAAAAUUUUGAUUUCAGGACUCCCAGUACGUAGUCCAAGUGCUCGGAGAUUGGAAGAAGAACCCCUUCGACGUGCAGACUAACAACUGUGAACUUUGUGUUACCUUGAAGCGUAACGCUGUAUAUUACCUGGCCGAGAUGUUGCUGCCAGCUCUGGUCAACACCAUGAUUACUAUAAGUUCUGUCUUCUUCCAAUUAUCAAAGGUUCAACCAACUUUAUUGGCAUUCUCAAUCGGCACACAACUGAUCUCACUGACCCUAAUCAACAGCAGGUUACCUACCUUCAGCAGCUCUACUCCUACUAUCUGUAGGUUUAUAUUGUGGUUUUGGUGGUUAAGACUUGGCCUAAAACAAUUUAUUAGCGGAUUUUGAACUAUUUUUUGCUUAAAAUGUUCAAAAACAACAAAAUUAUAGGCUUGAAGCACAAUGCCAAAAAUGGCGGGAAUUCAAAAUUUGAAUUAUUUUCAAAAAAAAAUUUUCAAAAAAAAAGAAGAGAAAACGUUUUAAAAUGUUGCUACUACAGUAACCACUUAUCUUUAAAAAUCUCGUUUCAGUAUCCUACGCUUCCUUCAACUUGGUAAUAACUUCAAUUCUCUUUAUCGUAUCUUUGGCGUUACGUCGUCUAUCUCAAUCGACCACCAACAUUCCUCCUCCCAACAUCUUCAAUCGUAUCGUUGAUCUGGUUGAAACCAUUUUACCCAUGCCUCAGCCUACCAAGGAUGCUGGAGACUCUCAGGUCGGACAUUACAGUAGGAUAGCGUAUGUCUUCAACAAUCUGAUCUACGGCUUCGUGACAUGUCUGUACAUUGUAGUCAUAGUGUUCUCAUUCGUGUUUUAA